AUGCGCAUUCUAUUUGGCUCCUGGGAGGCGUUUGAUGCAGCCUGCAAGCCCGACCUGCCCGACCCCGAUUCGCCAAUCCCAUGGGUCGUCGAGGCGCCGCUCUGCGCCGUCGAAAUCUACGAGGCCAUCCUCCACCAGCAAGCCAUCCGCACAGAACCGCUCACAGUAUGGACGAGCCCGGCCGGCUUUGUCCAACGGCGUGCCUUUCGCAAGGGCCAAAUGACCGCUCCCGAUUGCCACGCCUUCCGCGAUUACGUCGAACGAGACGUCCCAUACGUCCUCCUCUCUAAGGCCGAAACCACCACGCUGGAGAAAUGGUUGCUACACCGCGACAUUCACAUAUGGUCUCUGUCGAAUCUGUUUACCCCUUUUGGAAAACCACGUUUCGUCCAAAACUGGGCUGCUGCGAUGGACCACGAACAGGCUGUAGAGGCGUGCCGGGAGCUUCUCCAGGAGCUUGGAUUACCGCCGGCCCAACCCCUGGCCAGGAGCCUAUUGCCCAUGGGAGUCAAACCAAUAGCGACAGAGGAACAGCUCAAGGGGAGCAGCACAUUCCUGAGGCUGUCUGACGAUGACUGA
Molecule: messenger RNA, 579 nt
Organism: Hirsutella rhossiliensis
Lineage: Eukaryota; Fungi; Ascomycota; Sordariomycetes; Hypocreales; Ophiocordycipitaceae
Exons: 2
Coding region: 1-579 (192 amino acids)
Source: RefSeq, a predicted model, not a curated record